Messenger RNA from Ostertagia ostertagi, 669 nucleotides. NCBI's taxonomy places the organism in Eukaryota, Metazoa, Nematoda, Chromadorea, Rhabditida, Trichostrongylidae. The record is from the annotation of a GenBank genome assembly.
AUGCAAUCGGUCGGCGAAUCAGUGGAGGAGUGUCCAGCAAGUGCCUACUGCUACAACAUGACCGCUUCGGCCGCAUUAGUAGUGGACGUUGUAAAAGCUGGCUGUUCCACAUGGAGAUGUAUGCUCGCUCGCGACAAGUGCAUCAGUACCACCUUCCAAUUUAUACCGGUCAGCUUGUGUUGCUGCAGUCAAGAUCGAUGCAACGUCGGUGGAAAUCCCGCAUACGAUUCGAUAACUUCCGGAGGAGGAGGAAGCGGCGGAUGGGGAGGCGGUGGCAGCUCUGACGGUGGAAGUAGCGGCGGCGGAUGGGGAGGCGGUGGCAGCCAAGAUGGCCGUAAGUGCGACAGUACUAAUAAUAAUAACAACAACAACUAUAACGGAUGGGGAAAUAAUAAUGAUAAUCAAGAUGAACAAUCGAGCAGAAGCAACGUGGGAGGCUUGUUUGCCGAGCCAAAACCCCCACCACACCUCCAUCGACAGGGCGCUGGGAUCCCAAAGCAGAUCGCGGACAAGUUCAAAGACUAUGAUGUUGAUCAUCGAGAUGACAACAAUAAUGGCGUGUCGACUGUGCGCUCUCGCCGCAACGCGCCAACACGAGAGGCGAUUCGAAAUCGUGGCAAGGAGUCCCUUUGGAAAGGAGAUCGAGCUCAGAGGAUAAAGCUGUUCUGA